Molecule: messenger RNA, 1863 nt
Organism: Sorghum bicolor (sorghum)
Lineage: Eukaryota; Viridiplantae; Streptophyta; Magnoliopsida; Poales; Poaceae
Product: 5'-3' exoribonuclease 2-like
Exons: 2
Coding region: 769-1665 (298 amino acids)
Source: RefSeq, a predicted model, not a curated record
GUUUGUGGUAAUCUGUUCUUUCCAACAAGAACAAGAACAAAGCCUUUUAAUCCCAAACAAGUUGAAACCCAACAUGAGCCACCAACAAAAAGGGAAAAGAAAGAUAACAAAAAUAAUAUAUAAGUAAUCUGUUAGAUAUAUGUAUAUCUAGGGGGUUAAUUGUAUAUUGCUUACUUGUAACUCAAGUCAUUAUUGACUAUAUAAUCAAAGCCACCGAACCCAAGGGGUAUGAGGUGUUUGCCUUAAUUCUGCAUGGUAUCAAGCUACUAGGGUUUAUACCCUCCCGAUCCCUACCCUUCCACUGCCCUAACCCCCUGGCCGCCUCCACCACCGCCGUGCCCUAGGGCGCCGCUGCUCCACCAGCCGCCGCCCCCCUCAGGCCGCCGCUUUUUCCCCCAGCCGCCGUCUCUCUCAGGCCGCCGCUCCACCUCCCACCAUGUCUACCUCUUCUGCAACCUCUGCUGCAACCUCCGGCACCCAGAGUGCCGACCUCUCCUCUCUCGGAUCUGGUGAAGGCGCCCCCAUCAUCGCGCCCCCUACGCCGCCGUCAACGUGAAGCACCAUGUUCCCAUCACGUUGGAGUUGGCUCACCCUAACUACAACAAGUGGGCUGCCUUCUUCACCUCCCUCUGCGGCAAGUUCUACCUCGGCGGCCACGUUGACGGCUCUCUGGCACUUGCUCCCACCGAUGCAUCGUGGGUUGCUGCAGACUGCGCUGUUCGUGGAUGGAUCUACGGAUCUGUCGCUGACGACGUCCUCGACCUUGCCAUGGCUCCCGAGCAUCGUGACCUAUGGGUCGCGAUCGCGGAUCUGUUCCAGGCCAACAAGGCGCCACGUGCUGUCUUCCUUGCGGAACAGUUCCAUUCAAUGACACAGGGCGACCUCUCCAUCGACCAGUUCUGUCAACGCAUGAAGCAGACCGCUGAUUCCCUCCAUGACGUCGGCCACACCAUCCUCGACUCCCAGCUCGUGCUGAACCUUCUGCGUGGUCUCAACCCACGCUACUCCAGCACUGCCGACGACAUUGUCAACAAGGACGUGCUGCCGUCCUUUGCUGCUGCUCGCAACAUGCUCGUCCUCAAGGAGCUUCGCCUCGCCAACGAGUCCAAGGUGCAGACUGGUACUGCUCUGCUUGCAGGCCCUCCGUCGUCGUCUACCUGCACCAAUGCAUCCUGCCGCUCCUCCAACUCUGGUUCUCCCGCCGCCCCUCCUCAGCAGCGUGCGGGGAACUCAGGUUCUAGAGGGGGCGGCUCUGGUGGUGGUCGCAACAACAACAACCGCCGUGGUGGUCGCCGUGGCAAUGGUCAGCAGCAGCAGCAAGCCGGCGGUCACUGGCAGCAGGCUGCCCAACCCGCUGGUCCAGGGUUCUGCUUCAGCCCAGCUGCUUUCCAGACUGGGCAGCGCCCUGCCUGGCACCCUCCUGGUGGUCCUGGCGUGCUCGGGCAAGCACCCCAGGCGCACACUGCCUUCGCGCCCCUGCAAUACUCCAUGUCGGCGCCCCCACCGCAGCAGCAGCAGUGGGAUCCUACUGCCCUGGUUGCUGCCCUGAACCAGAUGUCUAUGAACCAAGGCGGCGCACCUUGGGUCAUGGACACCGGCGCCACUGCCCACAUGCACUCCCACGACGGAUCCUCGGACCAGUCGGGUGAUGCUUCGCUGCAAUAGCUCCGGCGACCUCUACACCUUCCCUGCCGCCUCCCAUCAAGCUUAUGCCGCCUCAUCCGAUGUCGCCCUCCUGUGGCACGGUCGUCUGGGUCAUCCUAGUCCAGCAGUUUUCACUCGCCUCAAGCAUUUAGUCCCCUGUAAUAAGAGUCUCACUAGCAUCUGCCAUGCCUGUCAGCUUGGCAAACAUGUUCGUCUUCC